Molecule: messenger RNA, 717 nt
Organism: Helobdella robusta
Lineage: Eukaryota; Metazoa; Annelida; Clitellata; Rhynchobdellida; Glossiphoniidae
Exons: 1
Coding region: 1-717 (238 amino acids)
Source: RefSeq, a predicted model, not a curated record
AUGUUAGACGGGGUAUUUGAUAGAAAUUUCAAAGACCAACGUCUGGCUAAAGUUGAGGAACUGACGGAGGCUCGUAAAGAAAAAAUGGUUAAAAAAGUGAAACAGAGCCACAGGGAUUUAGAUGAUAUGGUGAAAAAAAUGGAAGAAUUGACGAAAAAGUUACAAAUGAUUAUAGAGGCGCAGGCUGAUGAAAUUAAUUAUAAACUUAAAAACUCGAAAUACAGUGACGACGAUUUUGAAGUAUUACCCCUUGAUGCGGAUGAUGUUGAAAAUGAAGUUCCUAAUUUUAUGGCUCCGGUCUCUGAUAAUGCUGCUUUUGGUGCUAGGAAAAAAAAUUUUACUGAUACGAAGGCCUCCUGUGCUGAUGUCGAAGAAGAAAGUUUUGAGAUAAUAUCUCGCUCUGAGGUUGAAAAAGAUUGUCCUGAAAUUGAGGAGCUCACCAUGGAGGCAAUAAAGAAAGAACUGGCUGAUAUACCUCAGGCUGAGAUUGGUAAAAAAAUGAAAACUCGCGCCAAACAUGUUAAAAAACAGACCUUAGAUACAAAAUUUAUUGAGGAAAGAUUGAGAACCUUAGAAAAACAACUUGAAGAAAAUGAAAAAAAAAUUGCCAAAAAAAGUGUAAGGAAAGAAAAAUCUCGGAAAAAACAUGAUAGUAGUAGCGACAGCUUUGAAUUUAUCAGAGACGACGAAAUUGAGGAGGCGAAAGCGAAACAUUAA